Molecule: messenger RNA, 7145 nt
Organism: Effrenium voratum
Lineage: Eukaryota; Dinophyceae; Suessiales; Symbiodiniaceae
Source: the annotation of a GenBank genome assembly
CGUGGGAACUUUAUAAAGUGCCUGGCACCGCAGCACGGCCCAGAUCACAAACGUGACCGCUGGGCUGCGCUGCGAGGCCAACGCGCAUGGCAUGAAGGCCGCCAAGGCAACGCUGCGAGUCUCCCGUGCUGCUCCCAAGCCGCGACCGUCGGCGGCCGCCGUCGUGCCCGCCAACAUCACCGUAGGGUGCCGUGUGGCGGUUCGAGUCGUUGAAGGGGAGGACCCACUCCCAGGCGUUGUGCUCUUCAUCGGGGAAACCAAAUUCGCCGAAGGCCCCUGGCUUGGCAUCGAACUGGACGAGCCCAAGGGCAAGAACAAUGGCAAGGUGCAGGACGUGGUGUACUUCACUUGCCGUCCGAAUCACGGCAUCUUCGUGCGGGCUGCAAAGGUGUUGAAGCUCGAAGAGCAGCCGAAGAGUAACGCUCAGGAGGCUUCCCCUGCGAACGCAGACGCAUCUCAGUUUGCCGUGGGCGCGCGGGUUUUGGUGAGGACUCUGGAGAACGUCCAGGGCACGGUGCGCUUCAACGGCAGCACCCAAUUCGCAGAGGGCGAAUGGCUGGGAGUGGAGCUGGACCAGCCGCAGGGCAAGAACGACGGGACAGUUCGCGGGGUGGCAUACUUCUCUUGCCCUCCCUUGCACGGGCUUUUUGCGCGGCCUGGAAAUUUGGUGCUUGACCAAUCUGCAGCCUCGUCCACGUCUCCAACAACUACACCGCAGAGUGCGGCAGAGACUUUGCAGGAGGCCCAAGAUCCCGGAUUUCCAGGCGAAAGCACACGCGAAGCGAGCAAGGCAGAACCGCUGACCGUGAAGGUGCCCCAGGAUGUUCUGCCACAGAUAUCGAAAGAGCUGAAGGAGCAGUUCCUGAGCGAAGUCCAGCAGUUCGAGGAGUGGCGCACGGCGCCGCGCUGCUUGGGCAACCGGGAGCUGACUGGUUGGGGCGCUUUCUUGAAGGAGCAGCGUGCGCUGCCGCGGGAGGGCGAGGUGUCGCUGCGCCAAGUGGCGGAGGCGGCCGCGGAGCGCUGGCGAGAGCUCGGCGCGGAGGAGAAGGAGCGCUAUCGGCUCCAGGCGGAGACAGCCGUGCGCCGUGGGGCAACGUAUCGGCCCAAGGCCAUGGCGGGAGGCGCCUUCGCUUCGGCGGUGUACGGGCUGGAGACCAAGCUCAAGGCCAAGACCCGGGACGAGCCAGAGGAGGCCCAGGACUUGGACAAGAAGGAGCGGAAGAAGGCGGAGAAGAAGCGCUCGCCCGAGGCCACCGCCUCCUUGGCCCAGCUCCGCGAAGAGCGCUGGGCCUCCCAGGGCCCCGACUCCACGGUGCCGGUCUUCUUGUGGGAACUCGAGGAGCACAAGGUGGACAAAGCUUUGUCUGGGGAUCUGCACUUGCCGAGCCCCGAGACGGACAAGGUGGGACACCUGGACCCGGACAUCACCAGGUUUACCCGCAUGAAGACCAUGAAGGGCCUGGAAGUGCUUCUGCUGAGCUUUAACGAGGCGACGCAGGCUUGCAAAGUUGUGUACCCCAGCCGGGACGAGAACCGAGUGGGUUGGGUCAGCCUCCUGGAGCUGCGGUUCUUGGCCCCGGUGGAAGACUUCGAGCCCUUGGCGGUGGAGCUGGAGGACGAGGACUUCUUCCCCCCAGAGGUGGGGGACCUGCACCGCGUGCACCGCGCGGGUGGAAAGGACCAGUACGCGGUCAAGGAGGUAUGGGAAGACGAGGAUACAGGCUUCUAUCAUUGGACCUACGGGGAUAAGCUGAUCGACUCCCAAGCCCAUGCCACUUGCUGCAGCGCUCACGGCAAGUUCCUGAUACCCUUCCGAAGACUUCCAAAGGUCGACAUAGAGCAAAUGAAGCGCGACGAGGUUGCGAAGCGGGAGACCCGGAAAAGCCGCAAGACGCCGGAGAGUUGGAGUGACCUGCCGCUUCUUUGGCGGAUGAUGCAAGCGGGAAAGGCUCACCUGGAGGUGGCGAAUCCUGGUGCUGCCAUCUCGGAGCUUGCCGCCCUCACCGGAAAGAAGCGCGGGGGCAAGCGCAACGCCGUGGCGGCCCUGCCGAACGCCGUCCGGAAGAGGCGGCAGCAAGUCGAAGUGAAAUGCACGGCGGAAGCCUUUCUUUGCCAGCCUGGAUCGCGAUUUGGGCUGCUGAGCCAGAACGCCCUGGGCCUGUCUUGCAUCAUGAGGUGCGUCACCGCCGUGGAGCUGCUCACAGAUGGCUCUGGCAAGGUUAAGGUGAAGACAGACAACUGCGAGGAGGAGUCCACCAUUGACCCUACCCCGAGUCAGGCCAUGAAAUUCCCACAGUUGGAGUACGAAGGUGGCACCGAGCUCACCGUUCUCUUGGCAGAUGGCCGACUGGUCAAUGGGACAGUGACCCGGAACGAGCGAUGGAACCGCUAUGCGAUCACCGCCCAAGGAGAGGAGGAGCUUGUGGACUUAAAUGAGGCCAACCAUGUCAAAGGCCACAUGGCGAACUUUGACGUGGAGUUGUACCGGGAGUACUGCACCGCCCAAAGGGAUCGCUACCGCUUCCUUGAGGACAGUAUCACCUGCCAAAAGAUGGAUGUGGAGACACAGGUCAUUUAUAUCGAUACCGCCGUGGAGAACGCCAAAGUUUCUACCCCUGACAUCAAGAGCCUGGCAACGAUGCUGCUGGACAGUGAUGGCGAGCGUUACCUGGGGCAGCAGCUUGCGUACAGGUGCCUCAUGGUGGCAGGCCCGGGGACAGGCAAGACCUGGUCCUCCUGCCAGCUCAUGUACCACUUGAGCAAGGCUUGCACCGCGAAUGCGGACACCCGCGGCCUCGUGAAGAUGCCAGUGCUGCUCUUUGUGCAGAAGAUGGCAGGCAUGAUGCGCACGGAGGGCGUCACUGACAAGGCGUACGCUGAAAUGAGCUUGGCAGCCAAGGAUGACGUGCUCAACAAGCCGUGGCUGGAAGAAGCCUUCAAGACCGAGUACAACGCCAAGUACGGGGAGGCUUUGAUGAGAGCCUUGCGCUUGCGUGCUGCCGUGGUCAUCCUGGAUGGCAUUGAUGAGGCUUCCGAUGUGAAGGGCGUGAUGCAGGACUACAUUCUGCGGCGGCUGGUGCCUAUGCAGAUCUGCUUGGUGGUCACCUCGCGCCCGGAGGGCGUUUCCGCAGCUUUGAAGUCGCUGAGGAAGAGCUUCGCGGUGAUGUCCUUGAAACCCCUCUCGGACGAGCAGCAGAAGCAGAUCAUCUUGAACCAGGUCCAGAAGGAAGGCAACGAGUUCUUCGAGAAGCUCCUGAAAUUCGCAGAGAUCCGGGCCAAGCACGACAACAUCUACUACAACCAGGCCUUCUCCAAUCCUGAAGACCGUCGCUUCAUGGAGAAGAAGUUGCCCGCCACCAAUCGCUUCAAGCGGGAGGACGGAUCCUGGGACCGGAAGAAGCUCCAGCACACGCUGAGUGGGGAAGUGAUCCAACCAGCAGGCGACCAGCUGACCGCGAAGUACUUGCAGAAUGCGUCCGCAUACUUCACAGAGGAGUUGUUUGGUGAGAUGGAUCGCAUGCUGGCAGACCAGCAGCCCACCGCAGAGUUGGGCAAGUUGGUGAAGGAGAAGUUCCCAGGCACCGAGGCCUUCCCCUCGGGCCCGUCCUUGGCGCAGAAGCUUUACGAGCUCGCUGAGAAGAAGAAAGACACGCACCAGAGCCUUUGGUCCAAGGUGGUGUCUGCUACAGACCAGCUGCUGGCGGUAGCAGAGCACUUUAAGCCGCUUUUUGAGAAGACAGUGGACGCCUUGUGCAUCAACGUGAAGAAACAGCUGCAGCGGGACAAGGAGAAGAUGGAGAAGAAGCCGCCCGCAGAGGAGCUGCAACUGCCGACUGUGGCCUGUGAGAGUGCGGAGCAGGAGGGGCAGAAGGAUCAGAAGGAGCAGGGGGAGCAGAAGGAGCAGGGGGAGCAGAAGGAGCAGGGGGAGCAGAAGGAGCAGGGGGAGCAGAAGGAGCCGGAGGAAGAAUCGGAUGAAUAUGAGCUGAUCAUCGGUCCGUUGAAGGAUCCUGUCCGAAUUCACGAGAAGGCAGCAGAUGACUAUGCCGACCGAUUCCCUGAACUCCUUCCAGAAGCCAACGUGGUGGAUGUUAUCCGUGCACGCCUGGUGUGCAGCAGCGGGACACAGAUGAAGACCUUCCUGGAGAAGAUUGCGAAAGGAUUCAAAACCGAGAUCGAUGGGCAGGAGGCCAAGUUGACACUGGCGCGAUCCAAGAACAAGUUCUCGAGCAAGGAUUCGGACCCGUCCCGCUUUCGGAACGUGCUGCUCAACUUGGAGUUGACCAGCAACAAUGUCUCCCAUUUUGUGGAGCUGCAAGUCCAUCACAAGCUGAUCCUGGACUACAACGAAGUAAGCCAUGCCCAUGACUACUACGACUUCUUUCGACGAGAGUUGGCCAACCAGUACGGCAAGGAGAUGGAAACCAGCCUGAACUUCAUGCUGGAGGAACGCAUGCUGCUGUUCAAGGAAAUCUCAGAGGUGCCGGUACUGCUGUCGGUCAUGACCAUGGCUUUGCUGCACUCUCGCAACAUGCCCUCGAACCUGAACGAGCUUUACGACAUGGGCCUACGGAACAUGCUGAUGAGCCGCUUGGGGGAGGCGUCGGAGGAUGAGGACAGGACUUGGCAUAUCAUGAAGCUCAUCGCAUUGCAGAACCACUUCAACAGCAAGCGCAUCUUCACUGCCAAGGACGUGGAAGAGGCCCUGCGUGCAGAGCCUGAGCUGCUGCCUUUGUUUCGUCGCUUCGUGGAUGACGCAGACGUUCCAUUCGUCAAGAUCCUGGCGGACGGCGAGGAUGCCGAGUUUCAGUUCAGGCACUUGAGCUUCCAAGAGGCGCUGGUCGCCAAAGUCUUGGGCGAGAACGACGCAAGAGCAGCGGAGGCAGCUCAAAUGCUGAAGCAGCAACAUGGGAGUUUCGCGGAGUUCUUGAACAACCCCUUCAUGAGAAACAUGCUGCGCAUUGGAGCAGGGCAAGUGGGCGAUGCAUUUGGGAAGUAUUGGGCAUUGACAUCACCACUGACAGAUGAUGGCGUGGCAGGCCUGUGGAAUCUGCUGCUUGGAGCUCGGAAGCUGAUCCUGGUGAGCUUCCUUCAUGGACACAACGAGGACAAGUUUCCGCCAAAGUGCGACGACUGGUAUCAAUCCCUCUUCACCUUCUCGAAGCCGCAGGGGAAGGGCACGGUGAUGUACUCCCUGUCCAAAGUCAACAGCCAGGUGAAGAAUCUGCAGAGCGCGCUGGUGACCUAUGAAGCUUGCCACAUCCUCUUCCGGGGUGGGAUCGACACUUCCGCCUUCGAGGCGCCGUCCACCUCCUUCCCAGCCCUUUGGAGCGGCAAAUGCCAAGCCCUGGACAUCUCCAAAGCGCCGACCCGCGUGGUGCAGCAGCUGGCCUUCAACUGGAAGAACUGCUUGGUGCACUUCCAGGAGACGGAGCGGGACUUUUUGGAGGCUCCGAAGUUGAAGUGGGAGAUCGCCCACCGGGUGCCCGAGUUACAUCGGCUCUCAGGGCCGCGCUGGGUUUUUGUGUCCAAAAACCCGCAGGAGCCUUUCAGCUUCAACCCCUGUGAGUGUGUGCAAGUGUUCCCCGUCUACCUGGCGGGAUCCUGCUGCAGCUUCAUCCAGAGUCCUCCCUUCAUGAAGCACGUGAAGCCGCCAAACGAGGGAGUUGCUGAUGCGCUUUGCCUAGAGAAGAAGACAGCGCCGGCUGAGUCGGUAUACCAGGCCUCCUUCAAGCCGGGCUUCGAAGAUCUCUUCGCAGUCUCCGAAGUGGUCGCUGGGAAACGCCUCCAAUUGGCGCCAGAUCCGAGAACUGCCGAGCACUACGCACGGGUCUUUAAGGCGUUCCGAGGAUCGCAGGCGCGGCAGCACGUGGUGCUGCGCUUCGCCAGUCGGAUGGCUGCUUUCCGGACCUGGCGGGAGGCUUGCAAGAAGGCCGAGACCGAGACCGUGGCCGACGGAGCCGGGGAGGCCGCCGAAGCCGAAGCCGUGGUACCUGAAGCGCCUGAAGCCGCGCCGAUGCCGAUGGAAGCGGAGGUGACAGGAGACGACAACGAAGCUAGCGAGGCGAUGCCUGCUGAUGAAGAACCAGUGCGCGAGGCCAAGCAUUACGAAGACACCGGCGGCAACGCCGAAGUCUUCCGGCCGCGGAACGCUGCGAAGGGCCUGACGUGGCUGAAGUGCAUGUGGUCGCGCGCCUGGAAUGCCCAAGGCGAGCGGCUCAGCGACUUCCAGCACGCCCUGCAGGAGAUGCCGCCACCGGUGCUGGAGGAAGUGGCCCCGCGGAGUCUCCGGCGCUGGCUGCUGCGAGGCGGCAAGUGGGACUUCAGCUUGAAGCCCUGGCCCCAGCUGGACACCCACGUGGUCGCCAGCGAUGCGGUGCUGCCGAAAGCCAAGGAAGCCAAGGAAGCCAAGAAGCCCAAGGCCAAGGCCAAGGCAAAGACCAAGAAGGAUAAGGAGGCAGAAGAUAAAAAGGCCGCGUCCAGCUGGGAGGCGACCCUUGCAGGAGCCAGGGGCAUCGAGAAUCCCUUAGCGGGCAAAGAGCAGCAAUGGAGCACCGACUUCACUGCGAUUGUGCCGCUGGACGCUGACGUGAUCAAGCACGAUUGCAUCCUGGAGUCCCAGGCUCCUGACAUCCGAUGCUUGAGGGGCCACAAGCUUUUGCGGAAAGUGGUGGACGACGACGGAUCCGACGACUCUGACGACGAGGGAGCACAGUGCUCGAGGUGCUACCAACCAAUAAAGGCGAAGGAUUCCUAUUACAUUUGCGAGCCGAUGGCAGACGAGACCAAAGACACUUUCUGCGACGAGCGGGUGAUGUGCUCCAAGUGCCAUGCCAACGCGCAGAAGGCGUAUUGGAAGGCACACACGCAAGACGCCUCUGCAGAAAGCCGACAGAAGGACAUGCGUGCUGCCCUUAUGGGCUUUGCAAAUCACGAAGAAUUGAGAAAGGUUGUCAGCACGACAAGGCAAAUGGGGGGCCACUGCCCAAAGAACCACAAGCUGCAGCUUUACGAGUCGGACAGCGUGACCUGCGAUAAGUGCGGCAUCGCGAAUGAUGGAGAAGGGAUAUUCUACGGGUGCAAAUUCCAUGCUCGGGAAUGCAACUACGACCAGUGCGAGAAAUGCUUUAAAGAGGGGCGAGAGGCUG